AUGUCAGACUCAGCACCCCCGGCGUCCGAAAAGGACCCGUGGAACAUCAAGAGCAAAGAGAAAUUCGAGACGAAAUCCAAGUCCGAGUUCUACGACCCGUGCCAAGAGGCAGCGCAGCGAAGUUAUAAAUGUUUAUACCGGAACGGGGGGGAUAAAUCUAUGUGCGGAGAGUAUUUUCAGGCGUAUCGGGACUGCAAGGCUGCCUGGGUGCGUAUGGCCCAUGUUCAAGACUGCGGGUGUGCCGCGGACGAGGCUAUGAUGGACUAA
Molecule: messenger RNA, 267 nt
Organism: Metarhizium robertsii ARSEF 23
Lineage: Eukaryota; Fungi; Ascomycota; Sordariomycetes; Hypocreales; Clavicipitaceae
Exons: 3
Coding region: 1-267 (88 amino acids)
Source: RefSeq, a predicted model, not a curated record